AUGUCCAACUCGAAGGAAGUAAUUAUUAUUGGUGGAUCAUAUGCGGCGAUACUAGCAUUGAAAACGUUGUUUCUUGCUGGUACACCAAACUUGAAAAUAACAAUCAUCUCGCCCAACGAGAAGGCCUUCUUCAACGUUGCUGCACCUAGACUAUUGGUAGACAACGAUUAUAGCGAUAAAACACUAGUACCACUAAAGGACACUAUUGAAAAAUUGUCAAGGCAAAGUAGUAGUCGAAAUCGUCAAGUGAGACAUGUUAAAUCGAGAGUUGAAAGCUUGGACUUGGAUGGGAAACAGUUGACUAUAUCACUGGGACAGGUCUUGGAUUAUGAUUAUUUGAUCGUUGCAUCUGGUUCACGUUCGUCUUCGUCCUUGUGGAAGCUUGAUAAUUUGCACGAUUAUGACUAUAUUAUUAAUAAGAUAGACAAAACAAGAGAGAAGAUUAAGCAGGCUGAGAGUAUAGCUAUAAUUGGAGGCGGGAGUACCGGUGUUGAAACUGCUGGUGAAAUUGGUAAUGCCUACAAGGGUGAAAAGAAGAGAAUAGUAUUGUAUACUGGAUCUUCUGGACCCUUAUCAAACUCUUUACCAAAACAUCUUUCUGAUACAGCAACAAACAAGUUGAAACAAUUGGGAGUUGAAGUUGUGAAUAAUCAAAGAGUAAGUACCAAUGACGGAAAGGAGAUUAUUUUUGAAGAUGGUACUCAAAAAUCUGAAAAGUUUGAUUUGGUUAUAGAAGCUCAAAAACUAACUCCCAAUACUGAAUUCAUGCCAAAAUCAGAAUUGGACGAAAACCAGUGGGUUGUUACUGAUGAAUAUUUUAGAUUGAUAAAUCAUCAUAAUGUCAUUUGUUUAGGUGAUGUUUUGGCCCUUGGAAUACAUUCGAUUGUUGAUUUAACGUAUAACCAAAAACCAGUCUUUACCAAAGUUAUAGCUAAUGAAAUUCUUGAGCAGGGACAUAUCGAGCUACAGGCUUAUAGAGCGCCUACAAAGAUGACUAUGAUUGUACCUAUUGGCAAAAGCGGUGGAGUUGGUGUUUUGUUUGGAUGGUCCUUGCCCAAUUUCGUGAUUUGGUUUGUCAAGGCCAGGGAUUUCAUGAUAAAUAAAGCUAGAGAUUACUUUAGUUAG
Messenger RNA from Lodderomyces oxycetoniae, 1125 nucleotides. RefSeq lists its product as uncharacterized. The coding region runs from base 1 to 1125 and encodes 374 amino acids. The record is from RefSeq and is a predicted model, not a curated record. The transcript has a single exon. Lineage: Eukaryota; Fungi; Ascomycota; Pichiomycetes; Serinales; Debaryomycetaceae. Gene Ontology annotation, cellular component: cytoplasm. Gene Ontology annotation, molecular function: flavin adenine dinucleotide binding; electron-transferring-flavoprotein dehydrogenase activity.